UGUAGAAGAGGAAAGAUUUCAUCUUUCAGUCUCUGCAACUUUGUAUUAUCAACCAUGGAGGACAACGAGGUUGUUUUUCAGGAACAAGUCGUUUCCAGUCCCAAAACUAAUGUUGGGAAACCUCCCACCAGGCUGCAGAAGCAAGCUCCGGCGUCGCUUCAGGUUGAUCGGGUUGCCAGAACCUCUUUCGGGCCUUCCGAUGCUGUGAUUCCCCUGUUGUCCCCUCUCACUGUAUCCCCAAAGCCGUUAGAGCCGGAGGAGUACGGGUUUCCAACGCGGGCAGACAAGGACAAUGGUGCAGCAGUGAUGACCAUGGUGGUGGCGGGCGGGUGGCAGCAUCCAGCGCUGACCGGAUACAUGGAGAAUUCGGCCUUUUUGAAUUUGUUUCAAUCCAAAUGUGUACUUGUUAAUGAUGUGCAGUGAGGGGGCUUGAAGUUGCUGGGUAGCUGUGUAUAAUUUACCUUUUUCUGUUUGUCUUUUAACCCCAAUUUUCGAAUGCUAGUUCUUGAAUAAGGGAGACCUUUCCCCUCCAAGCCAUCAUCUUUCUUCAUCUGUAAUGUAGCUGAUUUCCUCAAGGAAGAAAAAUGAGAUCUGCCG
Molecule: messenger RNA, 597 nt
Organism: Rubroshorea leprosula
Lineage: Eukaryota; Viridiplantae; Streptophyta; Magnoliopsida; Malvales; Dipterocarpaceae
Source: the annotation of a GenBank genome assembly